This is a messenger RNA of Caenorhabditis remanei, 930 nucleotides long. RefSeq lists its product as uncharacterized. Gene Ontology annotation, molecular function: G protein-coupled peptide receptor activity. Gene Ontology annotation, cellular component: membrane. The transcript is spliced from 6 exons. The record is from RefSeq and is a predicted model, not a curated record. Bases 1 to 930 code for a protein of 309 amino acids. NCBI's taxonomy places the organism in Eukaryota, Metazoa, Nematoda, Chromadorea, Rhabditida, Rhabditidae.
AUGAUUGGAAUUGCAAUAGUCGAUGUUUUUGUUUUAUCCCUCACAGUUAUAAAACAUAUCAGUCUGGUUGAUAUUGAGAACAAUGAAUGUGUAACCUCUAACUACCUUAUUAAAGUAUAUUUCGACAUGAUGGCAUGGGCACUUCAAGACUAUUUCAGAAGAUGCUCCACGUGGCUUGGACUAAUGAUGGCCAGUAUACGAACUAUGAUUGUCAGGAAUAUGCUUGGCGCUCAAAAUUCAUCACUGACGAAACAGAAAUUCGGCUGGUUUACCAUUCUUAUUGUAGUGGUGUUGGCAUCUCCACUUUCUGUUUUCUACAAUUUCCGAUUUAGAGUGGUUGAAAAUAGAUUUGAUAAUUUACCUAUUAGUUGCGAAGAGUUUCAAGAUAUUCACAGACCACCCAGGUUUUCAAUGAUUACAACAGAUUUUUUUACGACGAAUGAGAAAGUUGUUCUCCGAGCUUAUUUAAUGGUAGAUGCCAUAAUAUCGAAAUUCAUCCCAUGUAUCUUCUUUCCCGUUUUGACCACACUCCUUAUUCAAGCUUUAACUAAAGCCAAGAAAUCUCAAAGUAAAAGUAAAAUGUUGAAUAGAACUGACCACACUACAAUACUGGUAAUCUUCAUGACUGUUGCUUUCUUUAUUGCUGAAGCACCACUCGGUAUCAUCUACAUGAUCAAUGCAUUUUAUCAUGCUAACGACGGGUUGAUAAUUGCAUCUGUCGACGUUAUAAUUGUCUUUGCUUGCCUUCUCACUAUCAACUCAAUUUUUCACUUUUUCUUCUGCAUCUGUCUGUCAAGACAAUAUCGAUCAACUGUUUAUUUCACGUUUCGUCUCGAUCGACUGGUAUCGUCGAAUCAUCUGAACAAUGGGGAAACGAGGAAUAUGAGUAGUAUAGCAGCUCCGUCCAUUCGAUUAGUUUCUGUUCAUUGA